Messenger RNA from Rubroshorea leprosula, 2154 nucleotides. Lineage: Eukaryota; Viridiplantae; Streptophyta; Magnoliopsida; Malvales; Dipterocarpaceae. The record is from the annotation of a GenBank genome assembly.
GCUGUUUCUUCACCGCAGCAGCAGGCCCUCAAUUCUCUCUCCGAUUUUCUUUUCUUUUCUUUUCUCCCCCCAAAUAAUUCGCCGGAAAAAAAAAAGUUCGCAGAAUCCAAUUGUUUCUUAGCAUAUAUAUUCGUCUCUUCCACUGUUCCUAAAACCCUAGCCAUCGGUCUGAUUCUUUCGAUUUUUUUUUUUAUUUUUAUGGAUUUUGUUCUCUAUGCCUCAAUUGCCUCGAUUCUUUUCUCAUAGCAAAGGAUCCCCCUCUAUGGAUCCUAAGCGGAGCCGCAGAAAGCCGAAGCUCGAGCGCCGCAAUGCAGUCAAGCACAUCGACUAUGACGCGGCGUCCUUUUCUUCGUCCUUUGAUGAGUCUUCUUCCUCUUCUUCUCUGGUAACUCGAUCACUUGAUUUGCUCGAUAAUACCAGCUUCCGUGUAGAAGUGAUCAUGUUUAUCCUUUGUGGUAUGUUUGGGUUGAGGGGAAUGAAGGAGGGGAGUGAUGGAUUCUUUUUUGCCCUAAAAGAAGUUUCAUUGCUUGAUCAAGGAAGUCAAGAAAGGCAGAGUAUUUUCCAACUUGAGCAGGAGAUUGAACUUUUAAGUCAGUUUGAACAUGAAAACAUAGUUCAGUAUUAUGGCACUGAUAAGGGUUGCGCUUGUACAUACCGGCAUUUUUUUGUCAGUCCAAUUGUAGAACACUUUUCUCUUUUACUUCACAUGACUCUGUUCUUGUUACUGAUCAAUGAUCAUGUUUAUCGUUCAUAUGAUGGAUUCUUUUUUGCCGUAAAAGAAGUUUCAUUGCUUGAUCAAGGAAGUCAAGGAAGGCAGAGUAUUUUCCAACUUGAGCAGGAGAUUGAACUUUUAAGUCAGUUUGAACAUGAAAACAUAGUUCAGUAUUAUGGCACUGAUAAGGAUGAGUCAAAAUUAUAUAUCUUCCUUGAGCUAGUGACAAAAGGCUCCCUUUUAAAUCUCUAUCAGAGGUAUAACCUCAGAGAUUCUCAAGUCUCUUUCUACACAAGACAGAUUCUGCACGGACUGAAGUAUCUUCAUGACCGAAAUGUGGUUCAUAGGGAUAUUAAAUGUGCGAAUAUAUUAGUGGAUGCAAAUGGAUCUGUGAAACUUUCAGAUUUUGGAUUGGCUAAGGCCACUAAAUUGAAUGAUGUCAAAUCUUGCAAAGGCACUGCAUUUUGGAUGGCUCCAGAGGUAGUAAAUCUGAGAAACCAAGGCUAUGGCCUUGCUGCUGAUAUAUGGAGCCUUGGUUGUACUGUAUUGGAGAUGUUAACCCGUGAGGUUCCUUACUCACAUCUGGAAUGUAUGCAAGCAUUGUUUAGAAUUGGGAAGGGUGAGCCACCACCAGUUCCUGAUUCUCUGUCAAAAGAUGCACGAGAUUUUAUCCUGAGAUGUCUACAAGUUAAUCCUAAUAAUCGUCCAACAGCUGUUCAGCUCUUACAUCAUCCAUUUGUGAAGCGGCCUCCUCCAACACCCUCAGGCUCAGCUUCUCCUUAUCUUGGCAGACAGAGUUGAGAAUUUCUUUCCAUAAAAACCUUGGCUGCAAAAGUAACAGAUGCAUUUAUGGUUGUAAAGAGCUAUGUCUUUGAUGAAAUUAAGGUGAAAUUGCCUUGUAGCAUUGUCGACACUUGUUAGAUAAAGAUUUGCUUCUGCGGAUUCAACAUUCAAGAGCCUGCACGUUGGUAUUUGAUUAAAGCAACCAACAGGCUGCUAAGGAUUUUUAGCACUCAGAUUACAAGAUGAGAUGCAUAUUGUUGGUGCAGAAUUUCGCACUAGAAGGCCAAGUGCUCUCAAAAGUUUGGCGCUGUUGUUGUAUAAAUAGUAAUAGUUUGCUGAUGCCAAGUUGUUUUAUCAUCUCAUCGCUCUUAUCUGUUUUCCAGGAGUAGAUUUUUAUCAGGUGAAAUAUUGUAGGGCAACAUGUGGGAAAAUUUCUUGUAAUGGUGUCGGGCAACAUGCUUUAUUAGUGUGUGUAUAUAUGUAUGUCUUUUUUUUUGUUGAAGCCGAAGUAUUUUUGUAUGCAUAAAGGCGGAAUUAAUGGUGUACUUAACUUUCUUCAUUAAUUGCGCUGGUGAUGGAACCCCUGUACUCCUCUCUUUUUCAUUCUCUUAACUAAGAGGGAUUGCAAUGUAUUUGUUUUAUAAAUUUAAAGUUUUAAA